AGUUUUGGUGAAAAAAUGCUGCUGCUUCAGUGCAGAAAGGGAGCUUCUUUUCCUAAGUUAUAUAACUUGGUACCAAAUGGAAAAAUGAAGAUCCUCUUGGUAUUUCUAGGUCUGUUUGGUAGUUCUGCUGCCAUGCCAAUGUACAUGCCCCGAAUGCCUGGCUUUAGCAGCAAAAGUGAGGAGAUGAUGCGCUACGGUCAAUUCAACUAUAUGCAUCCCCCACCUAUGGGACCUAUGGGCCCUUACGGAAAUGGUUACCAAAUCCCUCCGCCAUACCCACAGUACCCGAUGCCCCCCAUGUGGCCCCAGCCACUACCCAGUGGGUGGCAGAACCCCCCAGGACCCCAACACCAGACCAAGACUGACCCAACCCAGGAGACCCAGAAGCCCAACCAGACUCAGCCCCAGAAGCCACCAGAAAAGCAGCCUUUAAAUCAGCCACCACAAGACCCACCCAAGGGCAAGGCGGACACCCAGCCCCCACAGCCAUUCCCACCAUUCAACAAUGGACUAUUUCCCUUUCAACAACCCCCAUGGCCAAUUCCACAGAGGAUGCCACCCCCUGGUUAUGGACGCCCACCACUCAGCAAUGAAGAUGGAGGGAAUCCUUAUUUUGGAUUUUUUGGAUACCCUGGUUUUGGGGGUCGUCCUUAUUAUUCAGAAGAGAUGUUUGAAGACUAUGAAAAACCUAAAGAAGAAGAUCCUCCUAAACCAGAAGACCCACCAUCAGAACCCUCAGCUAAUUCAACAGUACCUGAGACUAAUUCUACCCAACCAGGAAUUCAAGGCAAAAAUGACACCAGCCCAACACUAACCAAUGUUCCUGGGCUGAAUACUGGGAACAACCCUACAGCUCCAAAUGGGAUCUUUCCACUUCCUACAGUUAAUUUCUCAGGCCAAGUAGUACCCAGAAAUCAAAUUCCAUGGAAACCAAGUCAGCCAAAUAUUUAUGGAAUUUAUCCAAAGCCUAACAUCAGAAAUUCUCCUUCAGGAAGACAAUCAAACCCCACAGGUACUGCUACUGGGCGAAGACAGUCUGGACCUUCUUACCGAAAUCAGCCAGGUCAAAGAGGUCCUCAGGGAAACUCCUUUGCUUGGGAAGGCAAACAAGCAGUUGGCCCCCAAAAUCCAACUUAUCGCAAAGCUUACACCCCCACUUCCAGAGUCAAUUACCCCAACUAUGCGGGAAAUCCAGCAAACUUCAGAAGAAAGCUUCAGGGGCCAAACAAACCCUUUGUGGGAACCAAUGUUACUCCAAUGAGUCCCAAGCUAGGUACUGUUGGCCGCAGUGAAAAGACCCAAAAUCCAAAGGAAAAGUCACCAAGUCAAAAAGAAAGAACAGUCAGUCCUACAAAGGAUACAUCAGGCUCCUGGAGAAACUCUCAACAUUACAGAGUUAAUAAACCAAAUUAUGGGUGGCCUCGCCCUGAGGGUAACAUGCCAGAGCCAAACUUUAAUUCUGUUAAUCAACAUGAAAACUCCUAUUACUCAAGAGGAGAAACCAGAAGAGUGACAAAUUCUAAUACACAAACCCAAAGCCAGAACUUUCCCAAAGGGAUUGCUUUAGAGCCAAAAAGAAUCCCAUAUGAAACACAAACUAAGCAGCCUGAAUUAAAGCACAGUACACAUCCACCUCUCUAUCCUGACAUAAUCCCCUCUCCUAAAAGAGAACAUUUUCCUGCUGGAAGAAGUACAUGGAGUCACCAAGAAAUUCCUCCACCCUUCAAGGAAGAUCCUGGGAAACAGGACAAACAUUUACCUCGUCUUCCCCCUGGCUCCGGAGGAAGUGUUUUCCACCAUGAAUAUAACCCCUAUUAUCCCAGAGAAAACUCACCAUACACUGGAAGCAAUACAUGGGGUAAGAGAGUUGAUCCUCCCAAUACCAUGGGGCAACCGAAAAUCCCUCAGUACCCUUUGAAGAGUGCAGACAAAAAAGAGACAGUCAAGUAUAAUGAAGAGGACCCACCUGACCCAACUGGAGAUGAGCCUUUUCCAGGACGAAGUAGAUGGGGUGAGGAAGAGUUCAGCUUUAAUGGAAGACCACUGAUUAGGCACUACGAUGGUGAGCAAUACACCUCAAAUCUACCAAAGGAAUACCUCCCCUAUUCCUUGGAUAACCCAUCAAAGCCCAGAGAAGAAUCUCCUUACAGUGAAUUUUAUCCCUGGAGCCUAGAUGAGACUUUCCCCUCGAACAGCCCAAGUCCCACAGUAUCACCGCCUGAGGAGAGCAGAGGCUAUUACGUCAAUAAUGCCGUCCAACAAGAAGAAAGCACGUUCUUUCCUUCAUGGAACUCCUGGGACAACAGGAUUCCAGCACAGGGGCAGCAGGAAAGUGAGCCAUAUUCUAACAGAAAUUACUGGGAGCAAGCAACAAACGUACAGGAAGUUAGUCUACCAAACCAGAAAGAGAACUAUCCCUAUUCCAGUAACCCUUCAGUUGGGCUCCAGAACAAUCCAACUUGGCACGAAGGUGAGAAUUUGAACUAUGAUGUGCAAAUAACUAGGUUAAAUUCACCAGAGAGACAACAUUUGUCUUUCCUAGACUUAAUGCCUCAAAGUUACCCAUCGGGUCACACAGAAGCACAUUUAUUUCACCAAGGCCCAAGAGGUUCUUGCUGCAUUGGUAGCUCUGCAGGGCCCCACGAGAAUCCACUAGCUCUCCAAGUCUAUACGCCAGCCUACAGUCUCCUACCAGGAGACAAUCCAAACACCAAUCCCACCUAUACGGAGAGUAGUCAUACCAAGCACGUAAGACCUGUUGUCUCCCCAGUAAGCAUCCUACCUGGCCAAAGAAAUAGCUCAGAGAAGAAACUUCCCGGGGAAAGCCAAAGGCCCAGCACUUUUAGAGAUGAUGUGUCCACUCUGAAGGACACACCAUGCUCUGUGAAGAAUCAGCGGGAUCAAGUGGGAAUUAGAUCCUUUCCCGAAGCCAGCUCUCCUCAAUCAAAGAACACACCUUGUCUCAAAAAUGAUCUUGGAGGAGAUGGGAAGAAUGUUCUGGAACAAAUUUUAGAAGGCAACCGUCUCAAGGAAAGAACUGUUGACCUUACUCCUGAGCAGCUUGUUAUUGGUACAACUGAUGCAAGCCCCAAGCCACAAGAAAUCCAAAAGGAAACCCAAAGAAAGGAGGGGGAGAGGCAGCAAGAAAGACCACCUAGCAUCCUGCAGGUACCAUGCUUUGGCUCCCAAUUAACAAAGCUUCAGUCUUCUAACACUGGAACUCCAUCUAGCAAUGGAAGACAAGGCCCAUCUGACGGGGAGCUAACUAUGCCUACUGAAAACCCUAACACAUUUGUUGCAUUAGCUACUAGGGAGCCAUUUAGAAGUAUAAGUGUUGACCAACUUAAUGCUGAUGAACAUACUCCAUUUGAAUCUUUUCAAAGAGGGACUGAUCCACAGGACUGCUUACUAAUUCAGGCCUAG
Chinchilla lanigera (long-tailed chinchilla) is the source of this 3423-nucleotide messenger RNA. RefSeq names its product enamelin (gene Enam). The coding region runs from base 16 to 3423 and encodes 1135 amino acids. The transcript is spliced from 8 exons. NCBI's taxonomy places the organism in Eukaryota, Metazoa, Chordata, Mammalia, Rodentia, Chinchillidae. The record is from RefSeq and is a predicted model, not a curated record.